Gorilla gorilla gorilla (western lowland gorilla) is the source of this 3619-nucleotide messenger RNA. It is a transcript of the gene GGT1, whose product is annotated as gamma-glutamyltransferase 1. NCBI's taxonomy places the organism in Eukaryota, Metazoa, Chordata, Mammalia, Primates, Hominidae. Bases 1642 to 3432 code for a protein of 596 amino acids. Gene Ontology annotation, biological process: peptide modification; regulation of inflammatory response; glutathione catabolic process. The transcript is spliced from 15 exons. The record is from RefSeq and is a predicted model, not a curated record. Gene Ontology annotation, molecular function: glutathione gamma-glutamate hydrolase. Gene Ontology annotation, cellular component: plasma membrane.
AUGUUCCUGUUGGCUGUCUAGCCUUCAGGGACAGGUCAUGGGGGCCUUGGUUCCCGCCCUGUUAUCUUCCCAGUCACCCUGAUCUUCAGGGGGAGGAAUAGCCUGGGAAAGGACUUGGUCAUAGCACCUCCACCCUAGGGCUAUUGAGGAUCUCACAGUUGUGUGUCUGGUGGGUUCUGUCCAGAGCCCAUUUGAGAGCGGUGGAUGACAGGACAGGCGUAUGUGACCCAGGCAGGCAGCAAUAUUGGGUCAGCCUUCAUGUCCCCUUCUGUCAGCUGGGGCAGCCUGGAAGGAUGAUUGUGGGGUAGGUGUUAUGGGCACGGAAUAGACCUCAGGUGGAGGCUGCAGGGGCUCUCCGGCACCGUAGACACAGCAGGCCCAGAGCAGGGGAGGGAGCCAUGACUCAGGGAGACUCUGGCCCAUAUCCUUGGCAGAUGAGGGCCACAGGGGAAUGGGCAGCACUGUCCAAAGUCCCCUGGGCUGGGUCUGCAGCUGUUCCUGGCUCAGACUUCUUGGUGGGCUGGUCAGAAACAUGCAGUAACUUGGGGCAGUUACCAAGUGGCCAAGCCUGCACUGCUGGGCUGUGUGAGCUUGGGCCAGCUCAGGCCCUCUCUGGGCCCUGCCUUUCUGGGCUGUUCAGGUUGUUCCUUGGGCCUGGGGUGCUAAUGUUUCUGGAUGGGCAGCAGAACCAGUCUGCACUCAGGGCCCCAGGCCAUGUUCCCGGAACACACCUUUAGCAUUGACAGCAGCGUGUGGUGAGGCCCCUUAGGCUGGGUUCUGGCCUAGUGCCAGGGGCACCACUACUCCACCGCCUCCAGAGCCAUCUCUGGGACACUGGCUGUGGGUUCAGAUGUUCUGAACAGGGACAGGGAGAGCCAGAGAGGGAACCAGCCUGGGGCUCACUGGAGGGGCUCGUGGGCAGACAGUGCCCUUUGGAGGGAACUGAGUCUGAAAGGAAGGAAACCCUUUCCCCGGCUCAUAGCACCUGCCAUCCAGGGCCCUCCCAGGGCUGCGUGAACUUUAAUCAUGUGGUGACAGGCCGAGUCACCAUGCCAAGUCACUGUGUGCCUCCUUGCUGCUGUGACGUCAGCCUCCCCAUCCUCCCAGCCAGGCUGGACCUCCGUGAGAGGCCUGCCUGUCCUGCACCCUGUGCAGAUGCCUCCCACUGUCCGCCAGGGCUGCUGGGCACCCCCUGGCUGGUCUCUUGGACUAGCGGGUGCAGCCCAGAACUGUCUUCUGAGGAAGAGGUGCUCUCCCGGGCCCUCACUGUCCCCAGGCCUCAGCAAGGCAAGUGAGGUGCUGCUGUCAUCCAGGCUGGACAGUUCAGUGAUUUGCCUGAGGCCCCACAGCAGAGUUCAACUGGAGACAGAGAAACCAGCUAGAGGCAGAGGGAGGUAACACGGAGUCCCCCAGAAAGGUCUGGGCUGUGCGUGCUUCAGGUAACCUCACUUGACCUUCAGGAGAACGAGAAGGCUGCCUGAUCAGAGAGUCUCUGAAGAAGAUUCUGUGGCUACAGGCUUCAGCAGAGUGUGAGGGAGACCCCGGUUAUUUCCUCAGCUGUUUCCACCAAAUCCUCCUGUCUUUUGUGGCCAACACCCCAGGCAAGGCUUGGGGCCCCUGUCUGCUGCUGGACGCAGAGCCAUGAAGAAGAAGUUAGUGGUGCUGGGCCUGCUGGCCGUGGUCCUGGUGCUGGUCAUUGUCGGCCUCUGUCUCUGGCUGCCCUCAGCCUCCAAGGAACCUGACAACCAUGUGUACACCAGGGCUGCCGUGGCUGCGGAUGCCAAGCAGUGCUCAGAGAUUGGGAGGGACGCACUGCGGGACGGUGGCUCUGCGGUGGAUGCAGCCAUUGCAGCCCUGUUGUGUGUGGGGCUCAUGAAUGCCCACAGCAUGGGCAUCGGGGGUGGCCUCUUCCUCACCAUCUACAACAGCACCACACGAAAAGCUGAGGUCAUCAACGCCCGCGAGGUGGCCCCCAGGCUGGCCUUUGCCAGCAUGUUCAACAGCUCGGAGCAAUCCCAGAAGGGGGGGCUGUCAGUGGCAGUGCCUGGGGAGAUCCGAGGCUAUGAGCUGGCACACCAGCGGCAUGGGCGGCUGCCCUGGGCUCGCCUCUUCCAGCCCAGCAUCCAGCUGGCCCGCCAGGGCUUCCCCGUGGGCAAGGGCUUGGCGGCAGCCCUGGAAAACAAGCGGACCGUCAUCGAGCAGCAGCCUGUCUUGUGUGAGGUGUUCUGCCGGGAUAGAAAGGUGCUUCGGGAGGGGGAGAGACUGACCCUGCCGCGGCUGGCUGACACCUACGAGACGCUGGCCAUCGAGGGUGCCCAGGCCUUCUACAACGGCAGCCUCACGGCCCAGAUUGUGAAGGACAUCCAGGCGGCCGGGGGCAUUGUGACAGCUGAGGACCUGAACAACUACCGUGCUGAGCUGAUCGAGCACCCGCUGAACAUCAGCCUGGGAGACGCGGUGCUCUACAUGCCCAGUGCGCCGCUCAGCGGGCCCGUGCUGGCCCUCAUCCUCAACAUCCUCAAAGGGUACAACUUCUCCCGGGAGAGCGUGGAGACCCCCGAGCAGAAGGGCCUGACGUACCACCGCAUCGUAGAGGCUUUCCGGUUUGCCUACGCCAAGAGGACCCUGCUUGGGGACCCCAAGUUUGUGGAUGUGACUGAGGUGAUCCGCAACAUGACCUCUGAGUUCUUCGCUGCCCAGCUCCGGGCCCAGAUCUCUGACGACACCACUCACCCGAUCUCCUACUACAAGCCCGAGUUCUACACGCCGGAUGACGGGGGCACUGCUCACCUGUCUGUCGUCGCAGAGGACGGCAGUGCUGUGUCCGCCACCAGCACCAUCAACCUCUACUUUGGCUCCAAGGUCCGCUCCCCGGUCAGCGGGAUCCUGUUCAAUAAUGAAAUGGACGACUUCAGCUCUCCCAGCAUCACCAACGAGUUUGGGGUACCCCCCUCACCUGCCAAUUUCAUCCAGCCAGGGAAGCAGCCGCUCUCGUCCAUGUGCCCGACGAUCAUGGUGGGCCAGGACGGCCAGGUCCGGAUGGUGGUGGGAGCUGCUGGGGGCACACAGAUCACCACAGCCACUGCACUGGUAUGUGUCACACCUUUUCUCCCUGGCCGUGCCCAUCCUGCGCAGCCCCCAAGCCAUGCUGAUCACACUCCCAUGCCCCAGGCCAUCAUCUACAACCUCUGGUUCGACUAUGACGUGAAGCGGGCCGUGGAGGAGCCCCGGCUGCACAACCAGCUUCUGCCCAACGUCACGACAGUGGAGAGAAACAUUGACCAGGCAGUGACUGCAGCCCUGGAGACCCGGCACCAUCACACCCAGAUCGCGUCCACCUUCAUCGCUGUGGUGCAAGCCAUCGUCCACACGGCUGGUGGCUGGGCAGCUGCCUCGGACUCCAGGAAAGGCGGGGAACCUGCUGGCUACUGAUUGCUCCAGGCAGACAAGGCUGACAAGCAAUCCAGGGACAAAAUACUCACCAGGACCAGGAAGAGGACUUUGGGGGAUGGGCUUCUCCUGUGAGCAGCAGAGCAGCACAAUAAAUGAGGCCACUGUGCCAGGCUCCAGGUGGCCUCCCUGGCCUGUCUCCCCACUCUCUGGGCCUCAGUGUAUUGUG